CGUGGUACGCACGUCGUGCGGCACGGGGAAGCCGCGGGGGAAAAUGCGCGUUUGUUGCGUAAGGCGAAUCCCGCCUUUUGCUCUUUAACCUUUCCUUAUAUAACGCGGUCUCUCUCUCUCUCUCUCUCUUCUCUCUCUCUCUCUGCUCGAAGAACAAACAGAGGAGGAGAUAUUUCGGUCCGCAGAAAAUCUAGGGUUUAUCAGCCCUUCCUCAUCGUCGUCGCGAGCUCGGAUUCUUUGACAAGCAGCCCUCUGGUCCAAGGAACAUAUAUGUUUGCUGGCACAAGCACUCGUAGUUGGAGAUGACCGAUUAGCUUUGCAAUGAUAGAAUUGGGGUUCUCACUUAUAAGGAGGUUUGUAGGUUCUGGUGCUUAUAAUCUGUUUAUCCUUGGAUGGCUGGUGACUGGAUCAUUUGGGCUUCUGGCUGUUGUAUACACAUUUCUGAAAUGGCAAAGGAGAACCUCUUUAAAUUGUGUUAAAGCUGCUGCCAGAGAAAAGAAAAAAGUAUGGAAAAGACUUAGGGUUCCAUUUUCUCAUCAUAUAUGGACAGAUGAUUAUGGUUAUGGGCAACAGCCAUCCACCUGCUGUAUUUGUUUGUCUUCUCUUGUACCUUGUCAAAAUGUUUCUAACAAGGCAGCUCUGAGUAUUCCUGUACACCGAUGCUUUGUCUGUGGUGUAGCAGCUCACUUUUAUUGCUCGGGCAAUGCUGCUAAAGACUGUAAAUGUGCUACCCAAGCUGGAUCUAGCCAUGUCCGACACCACUGGUCGGAGCGAUGGGUUAACAUGGAUGAUAAUGCAGACAUGUCUGCCUUUUGCUUCUACUGUGAUGAACCAUGUGGCAUUCCUUUUAUCGAAGCUUCUCCUAUGUGGCACUGUCUUUGGUGCCAGCGCCUUAUACAUGUAAAGUGCCACAUGGUAAUGUCUAAGGAAUCUGGUGAUGUUUGCGAUCUGGGCUCUCUUAGAAGGGCGAUCCUCUCUCCGCUCUAUGUAAAGGCCAAAGAAGAAAAUGAGGUAGUUGGAGUGUUGAAUUCUAUCGAAAACAAACUUUCAUCUAUUCAAGGGCAGAUGAGAAGGAAACGCUACAGGGGAAAAAAUGGAGAUGGGCAAGCUUUUAGUGGUAAGCUGCUGGAGAAUUCCGCUAGCAAUCCGAUUGUUGACGGGCUUGUAGUGAAGAAACAUCGGAAGAAGAGGAGCAUGGAGUGCUUCGGGAAGGUUUCAGAUAUUUCCAUUUCCACUAUGAAGUGUAUGCAAAAUGGUUUAUGUCAGAAAAAAGGCAAGAGCAAAGGUUUUAAUCUCAUGAAGAAGUUUACCUUGGCCGAUUUGCCAUCAGAUGCCAGACCUCUUUUGGUAUUCAUUAAUGCCAAGAGUGGAGGUCAACUUGGUCCUUUUCUUCAUUGGAGACUUAACAUGUUAUUGAAUCCUGUACAGGUCUUUGAGCUCGACUCCUGUCAGGGGCCAGAUGUUGGUCUUGACCUUUUUAGCAAAGUGAAGUACUUCAGAGUUUUGGUUUGUGGGGGGGAUGGAACGGUUGCUUGGGUGCUCGAUGCAAUUGAGAAACACAAUUUUGAAUCCCCUCCACCUGUUGCCAUUCUUCCCCUAGGCACAGGAAAUGAUUUAUCAAGAGUUUUGCAGUGGGGAGGAGGUUUUUCAGUAGUAGAUGGACAAGGAAGUCUGACAACGUUUUUGCAAGAGAUUGACCAUGCUGCAGUUACAAUGUUGGACCGCUGGAGUGUAAAGAUUAGAGAUGAGAGUUCAGAAAAUUUUCCAGCUAGAGAAGAAUCCAAGUUUAUGAUGAAUUACUUAGGUAUUGGCUGUGAUGCAAAGGUUGCUUAUGAAUUUCACACGAUGCGGCAGGAAAAUCCUGCGAAAUUUUGUAGUCAGUUUGUUAACAAAUUGCGGUAUGCCAAAGAAGGAGCGAGGGAAAUCAUGGAUCGAGCAUGUGCUGAUUUACCGUGGCAAGUUUGGCUUGAAGUCGAUGGGAAAGACAUUGAGAUCCCCAAGGAUUCGGAGGGUUUAAUAGUACUAAACAUCGGAAGCUACAUGGGAGGAGUGGAUCUCUGGCAAAACGAAUACGAACACGACGAUAACUUCAGCGUUCAGACGAUGCACGACAAAAUGCUGGAGGUUGUGUGUGUCCACGGAGCAUGGCACCUCGGCAAGCUUCAGGUUGGACUGUCACAGGCAAGGAGGCUAGCGCAAGGAAAAGCGAUAAGGAUACAUGUAUCGAGUCCAUUCCCUGUUCAAAUAGACGGGGAGCCCUUCAUUCAACAGCCUGGUUGCUUGGAGAUUACACACCACGGCCAGGUGUUCAUGCUGAGAAGAGCGUCGGAGGAGCCAAGAGGGCAUGCGGCGGCGAUAAUGACGGAGGUAUUACUGGACGCAGAAUGCAAAGGGAUCAUAAACGCUUCUCAGAAAAGAGUACUCCUCCAGCAGAUGGCUCUCCAUCUCUCCUAAGCCCUACAACCCCCACAUACCCACACCACACCUCUCUCCAAGUUUUGCUCUCUCCCCUUUUUGUUAUGCUUGUCUCCUUCAUGGAGCGUGUGAAGAGUACUUUUUUUUUUUUUUGUAUAGAGCCGCAACACGAAGUGUAAUUCCCCACGAAAAGCCUCACUCAUAUAUGGUGGGCAUCUCCCUCAAAAAAAAAAAAAAAGAGAGAGAGAGAGAGAGAGUCCUCCAAUAGGUAGGUAUGUACGUGAAACCCUUUUUUUUUCCUGCUAUAGUAGCACGUUUGAAGAGUCA
This is a messenger RNA of Tarenaya hassleriana, 2742 nucleotides long. RefSeq names its product diacylglycerol kinase 2. Gene Ontology annotation, molecular function: ATP-dependent diacylglycerol kinase activity. The record is from RefSeq and is a predicted model, not a curated record. Lineage: Eukaryota; Viridiplantae; Streptophyta; Magnoliopsida; Brassicales; Cleomaceae. The transcript has 9 exons. The coding region runs from base 322 to 2454 and encodes 710 amino acids.